AUGAAGUCCCCAAGAAUUGUUGCACUGCGACGGAGCAUGAUUGGUCAUGGUUCCUGGAUGAUUCUGUCCACGCUUUUGGGAGGGGUUGGUCUGUGGAUGUAUAUUCUUGGAGGUUUUGAGCUCAUCCCUGGCUACGUCCUGAAGUUCAGUCUCCCCGGAAGCGAAGCCGGCUGGGUACGUUGCCACACAGGUCCCGCGGCGAAUGGCUUCAUGGUUAUCGUCUCUGCACUGGGAUUGCCAUAUCUUGAUCUCCCUGAUUCGACCGCUGAAUGGAUUGGCUGGAUUUUGCUGAUGGAUGGAUGGUCCAAUGUGGGGUUCUAUUACUUUGCCAAUAUCUCACCAAACCGUGGUCUAGCAUUCGGCAAGAGCCGGUUGGGGCCUUCGAAUAUCUUCAGCGUCCUGGCUCUUGGCCCAGCCUAUCUAUUUGGUGUCUUGGCCAUUGGGGCUUUAGCUGUUAUGGGCUAUCAUGCCCUAUAUGGCCCGAAUAGGCCCAAAGCCGCUGCACGCAGGGCAUAG
Molecule: messenger RNA, 516 nt
Organism: Penicillium angulare
Lineage: Eukaryota; Fungi; Ascomycota; Eurotiomycetes; Eurotiales; Aspergillaceae
Exons: 1
Coding region: 1-516 (171 amino acids)
Source: RefSeq, a predicted model, not a curated record